Messenger RNA from Nicotiana tabacum (common tobacco), 552 nucleotides. RefSeq lists its product as uncharacterized. Lineage: Eukaryota; Viridiplantae; Streptophyta; Magnoliopsida; Solanales; Solanaceae. The record is from RefSeq and is a predicted model, not a curated record.
AUGGCCGGAGAGGACGAAGUCCCGGUGACGGACAAAACAACCCUAGAUUCAACAAGUCUGCAGUACAUGCAUCCAUCGGAAAGCGCUGGAUCUAUGUUAGUUCUGGUAGCCUUUGAUGGAACUGGGUUCAUCACCGAAAAAUAUAAGAAACCAGAUCUUGAUUCUGUUAACCUCGACCAAUGGGAGCGAUGCGAUGAUAUGGUGAUUCCGUGGAUCUUAAACUCACUAUCUAAGGACCUAGCGGACAGCUUGCAAUACGUUAAUGAUGCUAAAGAACUUUGGCAAGAGUUGAAGGACAGGUAUGAUCAAACUAAUGGUGCUAAGUUGUAUCAGCUCCAAAAGAAAAUAAAUGAUUUGAAAUCAGGGAAUUUGGACAUUACUGGAUAUUAUACAAAGAUGAAGAAACUCUGGGAGGAACUCAACACGAUGAACAUAUAUGCUAAAUGUGCUUGCAAAUGUACAUGUGGAGCAAGAGAAAACAUGCACAAAGCUGAACAGGAUAGAAAGCUGAUUCAGUUUCUGAUGGGGCUUAACAAGUGUAUACUGUGGUGA